AUGCACUUUAGCGGCAACACGACCAUUGUCGACCAGUGCUUCCGCGAGUGUUACCAGGAGACAUGCGAAUGGAACGAGGCCGCCCAGAAGAGAACAAAGUACUUCAAGUGCCGCUUCGAGGAGUGCAGGGACCACCCGUUCCCUCGCAAGUCAGCCAUUGACAGCCACGUCAAGACCCACGUUGGCUUCCGUGAAUUCCGGUGCACUCAGGAUCCCGACACCAUCAGCUUUGUGCGCAAGCACGACCGAGACCGGCACCACCUCACGCACCGCGAGAGCAAGACGUUCAAGUGCGCCCAGUGCGGCGAGGACUUUGCGCGCAGCGACGCGCUGCUGCGCCACGGCGCCAAAGUUGGCGCCUGCAAAGCCCGCAUGGUCCUUGGCAUGUAA
Molecule: messenger RNA, 390 nt
Organism: Cutaneotrichosporon oleaginosum
Lineage: Eukaryota; Fungi; Basidiomycota; Tremellomycetes; Trichosporonales; Trichosporonaceae
Biological process (GO): regulation of transcription by RNA polymerase II
Cellular component (GO): nucleus
Molecular function (GO): DNA-binding transcription factor activity, RNA polymerase II-specific; RNA polymerase II cis-regulatory region sequence-specific DNA binding
Source: RefSeq, a predicted model, not a curated record